AUGCAUCGCAGUGACAAAAGCCAAGAUAAAAAGCUCAGGGGACGCCAUCCUGACCACAGUAGUGCACGCAUCCUCAUGGAUGUACAGGGCCCCAAGGAUGAGGAGGGAGCAGCCGCCACUGCUUCCUCUGCACCUUUCUCCCGUGCUUUAUUUGGGGCCACAUCAAGGAAAGAGAAUCCUCAGAGUCCUCAGAGCAUCCCCUUUCCCCUCAAUGUCAUGGCUUCCAGUGAAGGCAGUCAGUCUUGUGAGGGCUCCAGCAGAGAAGAUGAGGGUCCAAGUACAUCAGAGGACAAGGAUUUACUUCAGUUCCUGCAGCGUGUGUUUGCAAAUGAUAAGUUAGAUAAGAUUCUGCGAUUUCUGCUUCAAAAAUAUCAAAAAAAGGAGCAGAUCACCAAGGCAGAAAUGCUGCAUAUUUUGGAUCGUGACUACCACGAUCACUUCCCUCUGAUCUUUCCGGAGCUCUGUGAGUGUAUGCGUUUGGGCUUUGGCAUUAUUAUGAAGGAAGUGAGUCCCUCUGGCCAGAGAUAUGAGCUUGUUCCUGUCUUGGGGCUCACUUAUAGUGGGAUGCUGGAUGAUGAUGAGCAUAUUAUUCCUAAAGCCGACCUCCUGAUACUCAUCCUAAGUGUCAUCUUCCUAAAGGGCAACCAAGUCAGUGAAGAGCACCUGAGGGAAAUGCUGAGAUAUAAGCAGAUAUUAGCUGAGAGAGAGAACGUUGUUUUUGGGGAUCCCUGGAAAUUCAUCACAGAGGAUUUGGUACGGGAAGGGUACAUUUUGCGCCAGCAGGUUCCUAACAGCAGCCCUGCUCGCUAUGAGUUCCUGUGGGGUCCAAGGGCCCAUGCUGAAACCACCAAGCUGAAAGUUCUGGAGCAUGUAUUUGCGCUUGAUGGGUUAGAUUCCAGGGCUUGCCCACAAUCCGUGAGCAGCGUUUGA
Messenger RNA from Cavia porcellus (domestic guinea pig), 930 nucleotides. RefSeq names its product melanoma-associated antigen 8-like. Gene Ontology annotation, cellular component: nucleus. The transcript has a single exon. Gene Ontology annotation, biological process: negative regulation of transcription by RNA polymerase II. Bases 1 to 930 code for a protein of 309 amino acids. Lineage: Eukaryota; Metazoa; Chordata; Mammalia; Rodentia; Caviidae. The record is from RefSeq and is a predicted model, not a curated record.